Messenger RNA from Closterium sp. Yama58-4, 3630 nucleotides. The record is from the annotation of a GenBank genome assembly. Lineage: Eukaryota; Viridiplantae; Streptophyta; Zygnematophyceae; Desmidiales; Closteriaceae.
AUGGAUCAAAGUGACCAUACUCACAUGCUGCUGUUAUCAGAAUCGCAUGCUCGUAGCACGGACCCUUCCCACACGCUGUCCCCCUCACCUGCCAGGUCCCCUCCAAUCCCAUCCCACCAUGGCGCAUCGCCCGUCUCCCUCCGCCCGUCAUCACCUCCCCGCACCGCUCCGAACCUCGCGUCGCUCACCGUCCUCUCCGUCCUCUCCUCGCCGCUCCACCCGCUUUUAUCCCUCCACGCGUGGCUGCGCGGGCUGGUGGCGUCGUUCGGACUGCCGUUCGUGGCGCUAGUGGGGGUCGUGUACGGGGUCAGCGAGGGGUACGCGGGCGCGCUCUACCACUUCGCGUCGCAGUACUACUGGAUGGACGUGCAGCGCCUGCAGCCCGCUUCCGCGCAGGCUUACAUGGUGUGGUGCCUCUCCCCAAAACAUCUCCCCCUCCCCUCCCUCCCACCUUCCUCCCCCGUCGAUUCUGCCCCGAAACCCCCUUCCCCGUCAAUUCUCCCUCUUUCCCCCACCGUUCCCUCCCGCCCGUUGCUCCUCCAUCCCACUAGGCAGUGGUGGCGGUGCCUUGGGAUCUCCGCCCCAUUUACGGACUCAUCUCUGACUCCUUCCCCAUCCGCGGUGGGAAUGGCUGAGCCGUCUUCACUUUCGCUUCUCCCCUCUCGCCUCGCCCUUUUCUCUCUCCCACUGUCCCUUACCCAUCUACCAGCUAGCUCCACUAUCUUCCCCUUUCCCUCUCCCCCCUCUCUCUCCCCUUCUCUUUCCCCCAGCAACACCUACCGCCAGCGCCCCUACCUCUUCCUCUCAGCCCUCCUCGGCCUCCUCUGCAGCCUUCUCGUGGCUCUCCUCCCCGCGCUCCCCCCCACCCUCGCCUCCCUCCUCCUAGCAGGCACCACCCUCUCCACCGCCUUUGCAGACGUCCUCGUAGACGGGCUAGUCGCAGCAAAGAUCCGCACCAAGCCGCAACACGCGGGAGACCUACAAGCCCUCCCCUGGGGUAUCCUCGCGCUCUCCUCUCUCCUCGCGUUUGCCCUCAGCGGCCCUAUUGUCUCUGCGUUUGGGGCACGCGGGGCGUUUUUUUUCUACGCGCUGGCACCGUUUGCGCUGCUGGUGACGGUGCUGCUGGUGCCGGAAGCGCCGGUGGCGGCGCGUAAGAUGAGGGAGAGUGGGUGGGGGAGCUUGAAGCGGUCUGUGCGGCUGUUUGUGCGCACGCUGCGCAACAGGGUCAUGUGGCGGGCCGCCAUAUUCCUCUUCAUGUCGCAUGGAGGCAUAUCCCUGGACAUCCCCACAGCGCUGAUCUACUGGUACACCAAGGCAGAGGAGGGUCCACGGUUCAGCAAGGACUUCAUGGGCGUGGUGUUCGCCAUGGGACGCGUGGGGCUGCUCAUCGGCGGAGGCAUAUCCCCGGACAUCCCCACAGCGCUGAUCUACUGGUACACCAAGGCGGAGGGGGGCCCACGGUUCAGCAAGGACUUCAUGGGCGUGGUGUUCGCUAUGGGACGCGUGGGGCUGCUCAUCGGCGUCUUCAUCUACCACCGCUGCUUCAAAUCCGCCUCCUACCGCUCGCUCCUGCUCUUCACGCUGCUGCUCCUCUUUGUCACAGGCUUCCUCGACCUCGUUAUAAUCACGCGCGUCAACAUCACACUCGGCAUCCCCGACCAUUUCUUUGUCCUGGGAGACACAGCCAUCUCAGAUGCAGUACGAAGACUAGAGCUCAUGCCCAUUCUCGUGCUCGCCGCUCGCCUCUGCCCCCCGGGCAUCGAGGCGACUCUCUUUGCCUUCUGCAUGUCUCUCAUGGUGUUUGGGGAGCAUUGCGCGGCGUGGCAAGGAGCUCUCAUGCUGCACCUGCUGGGCGUGAGAAAAGAUAGCUACGAGCGGCUCUGGCUGGCCGUGGUGCUUCGGAAUCUGUUUCGCCUCCUGCCGAUCGCUUUUCUUUGGCUGCUGCCGGAAGGAGGACCGGAUACGGAUUUAUUGGGUGAUAUGGGGGUUGAUAUGGAUGGGUUGGAAGAGGAGAGUGAGCAAGAGCUGAUGGUUGUGCAUGGGAUGGGUGAAGAUAAGGAGGGUAAGACUGGCGAUGGAGUCAACUACAGAAUUAUCUCGGUCGUCCCUCUCAAGAUAAUUCCCAUGGACGACCGUCGAGAAAGGACACGCGCCGCGCUCAUUUCAAGCCACUUUCUUGCGGCGCUGCUCCUCGCUGCGGCUGUGGGGGGCGCUCUUCCCCCCGCGGAAGCAGUCCCGCCAGGCAUGCCGCGGAAGCCCGCGCACAUCGUGCGGGUGCUGCUACGACAAAACCGGUUCGGCGCGCGUUGCCUGGACGGAAGCCCGCCGGGGUUCUACAUUCGGCGCGGCUACGGCACGGGGCGCAAGAGCUUUAUAAUAUACCUGCAGGGCGGCGGGUGGUGCCAUAACGUGGCGCAGUGCGCGGAGCGCACGCAGACCGUGCUCGGAUCGUCCAAGUUCUGGCGCCACCCCACCGACCCGGCAUUCCAGGCCUCGCUGCAAAAGUAUGGGAGCACGUUCACGGGCAUUCUGAGCCGCAACGCGACGGAGAACCCGUCGUAUUACAACUGGCACGUGGUCAACGUCUUCUACUGCGACGGAGGCGGCUUCUCGGGCACGGCCGGGGCUGUACGCGUUAACAGCACCUUCUCCAUGCACCUCGACGGAGCCAAGAUCCUUCAAGCUGUCCUGGAAGACCUGCAGCUGCGGUGGGGGAUGCGCACGGCGAAGCGGGUGCUGUUCACGGGGUGCUCGGCGGGGGGCCAGGCAGUCUCCAACGCGUGCGACAUUGUGGCGGACCAGCUGCCCUGGGCCAACGUCAAGUGCCUCAUGGAUGGAGGCUUCUUCCUCGAUGGUUCUGAUGUCACAGGGCAAAUGUACUUCCGUACGCUGGCCAAGAGGAUGACGGAACUGCAUCACUCUAUAAUGGAUCCCGACUGCAAAAACGCCAAUCCCCGGGGUCCCUGGCGCUGCUUCUUCCCACAAUUCAAUCUCUUCUACAUCUCUAGACCACUUUUUAUCGUUAACUCGGUGGCCGAUUAUGCAGCGAUUGAAAUCGCCAACCGUGGGCAGAACCAAUCUUCCACUGCUAGCAUCUUCAGCUGCCUCGAUAAAGUACUGAAAGACGAAACCGUCCUAUCAACCGCAAGCUACAAGUUAACUAUGGCGCGAACCAUUUUAUUCGCCGUGGACUCGUCGGAGGACAGCUACAACGCCGUGCGGUGGGCGGCGGAGCACCUCCUCCGGCAGGGCGACCGCAUAGUCAUCCUGCACGCGCAGUCGCAGCCCGACCUCGUGCAGGGCAUGGUGGCCAAGGACGUCCCGCUGGACCCGGAGACGGUGGAGUCCAUUCGCACGCACAUCAGCAACCUCAGCCGCAGAACGCUGCAGAAAUGCCAGGAGAUUUGCGCGGCCCAUAAGUUCUCCGCGGAAACGAGGGUGGAGAUAGGCGAUGCGCGCAUGGUGAUAUGCGAGCAGGCGGAGCAGCUAAGCGCGGACCUGCUGGUCGUGGGCUCGCGGGGGCUGGGCCUUCUCACGCGCCAACUCCUGGGCAGCGUGUCCAGCUACUGUGUACACAACGCGCCAGUGCCCGUGCUUGUGGUGCGACCCGAGGGAGAGGGCAGCAAGUGA